Messenger RNA from Osmerus eperlanus (European smelt), 2451 nucleotides. Its product is annotated as DCN1-like protein 2. The coding region runs from base 147 to 1052 and encodes 301 amino acids. Gene Ontology annotation, cellular component: ubiquitin ligase complex. NCBI's taxonomy places the organism in Eukaryota, Metazoa, Chordata, Actinopteri, Osmeriformes, Osmeridae. Gene Ontology annotation, molecular function: ubiquitin-like protein binding; cullin family protein binding; ubiquitin conjugating enzyme binding. The transcript is spliced from 6 exons. The record is from RefSeq and is a predicted model, not a curated record. Gene Ontology annotation, biological process: protein neddylation.
CCCGAUGUACUCCAAGAAUAGUUAGAUAGCUUGUUGACAGGACAUUCAAGUAUUGCAACAGCCCGUUUGUGUUGUCUUAGUUUCUUUACUUCUCUAACCAUAUGUGCGGCGCUCCAUCCUCUGUGGUUUAAACUUCCUCAGCCUGGAUGUCUGUGGAUGUGUUUGAAUCCCUGUGUAUUCUUGUCUGUAUUUCGGUGUGUGUGUAUGUCCUGUUGUCCGUACUGCCAGGGUUGUGUGUGCCGGUGUCUGACAGUCCGUGUCCUGUGUUCCUGCAGCAUAAGCUCAAGUCUUCACAGAGGGACAAAGUUCGGCAGUUUAUGUCCUUCACACAGGCGGGAGAGAAGACUGCGGUGUACUGCCUGACGCAGAAUGACUGGAAACUAGAGGUGGCCACAGACAAUUACUUCCAAAACCCAGACCUCUUCUGUAAGGAACCUAUGAAAACCUCCACAGACCGCAAGAAGUUGGAACAGCUGUACAACCGCUACAAAGACCCCCAGGAUGAGAACAAGAUUGGCAUUGAUGGGAUUCAGCAGUUCUGUGAUGACCUGUGUCUGGACCCGGCCAGCAUCAGUGUCCUCGUGGUGGCAUGGAAGUUCCGUGCUGCCACCCAGUGCGAGUUCAGCAAGAAGGAGUUCCUGGAUGGAAUGACAGAGUUGGGAUGUGACAGCCCAGAGAAGCUGAGGGUUCUUCUGCCCAGACUAGAGCAGGAUCUGAAGGACAGUGGGAAGUUCAAGGACUUCUACCAGUUCACCUUUAACUUUGCCAAGAACCCUGGCCAGAAGGGUUUAGAUUUGGAGAUGGCGGUGGCUUACUGGAACCUGGUACUUGCGGGUCGCUUUAAGUUCUUGGAUCUAUGGAAUAGAUACUUAUUGGAGCACCACAAACGUUCCAUCCCCAAGGACACAUGGAACCUCUUACUGGACUUUGGAAACAUCAUCACAGACGACAUGUCAAACUAUGACGAAGAAGGGGCGUGGCCAGUUCUGAUAGAUGACUUUGUGGAAUUUGCUCGACCAAUCGUGACAGGAUCCAAACGUAUAAGCCACUGAUCUCACCGGUCUCGCCAGGAGAGCAUGACUUUGUUCCCACUGACUUUGUAGUUUUUGUUUUAUAAGACGAUACGAGAUACAAAAAUGCAUCCGAGAAGAACUGAAAAGCACUUGAAACCACGUCACCGCACAAAUAUCAGGAAUCCACCUAUCAGGGAGUAUAACAAUAAUGACAACGCUAUAAGUGGGUCAUCUCUGUGCUCAUGUGUUGGAGAAGGCACGGCUUGCAUUUCACCAGCUUUUGGUUGUGGACUCUAUGGAGGAACAAGGAAGCCCCGCCAGAGGAGGAAACCUGUGUUGUUUUCUGGCCCUGGUGUGAUAUCCAAGCAUCCUGGGCCAGAACUGUGGUCUUCAGAACUGUGGUCUUCUCAGCUUCAGGUGAAGAGAUAUCAGACAGACAGACACAACCUCUGACAUGUGAGGAGAUGAAGCACUGAACACUGGGAGCAAAGCAUGGACAGCUUCUGUGAAGACUUGGCCCUCCAGGGAGUUUGAAACACUUGUGGUUGAUUUUGUUGAUUUGUCAGUUGGCUAGUUUGUCUUACAUGGUAUCGAUCGUGUUUCUAACCCAGAGACUUUGGGACAACGCAAUGCCAAGUUAUCUCUCUCACGACACCAGCGUCAGAAGAACUAUUACAGUUGUUGUUGUUGUACAUAAGUAUGUACUGAAACAGUACUCAAAGAGCUAUAUGAAGAAUAAUAUAAAUGUUACAUUUAUAAAUCUGAGAGUUGAUUCUUGUUGUGUGAAAGCUUUAAAUGUUAAAAUGCCUAAAUAUCGUUUGAUUCAUGUUGAUCUCACAGUUAAGUAGGUAACUCCCUGGGCUUAAACUGUUCUGUUGACUUCUGGAUAAAUCUGUAGCAGUGUGUUAUGACCACCACUGUCAAAAUGUGUAAAACAAUAGAUUUUAAAUAAAUAAGCCAUGUUACUUCUAAAUGUCCGUUAUACUUCCUAUUUAUCAAACAAGAAAUUCCAUAAUCUCAACUAUUUUGAAAAGCCUUAUGGACUAGUCCAUUACAAAUAGUUUGUGCUUUGUUUGAUUUUUUUAAAUGUAGACCUCAAUCUCCGUGAGCCCUUCCUUAGGCCAAUGUCGAGUUCCCCUUACUACCCCAUUUCUAAUUCAGUUACAGAUGUAGCAGUGAGUGUGAACGCACUGUUACAUUGUCAUUAACUCCUUUGCCUGUCAAAUGGGAAGGCGCUCGUGAUACACUUACACUCCUGCAGAGGGCGCACAUCACCAGCUACCUACCUGGCCCACUUAGUGGUGUGUGAAUGAAUAACUGGCAUCUAACCCUCAGGAAUUCAAAUGACUGCAUUGUGAGAGCAAAAUGUCUCACUUAUUUGUCAAAUCAAUGAUUUUGGUUGUUUAGCUCGCAAAUGAAUAAAGCAUGUUUCAGCAGA